GUACCAUUCCAUCAGUGAUAAUUUUUUUUGUUGUAAAUUUUGUAUUCUGUGGUGGUACGUGUUGGUGUCGUCUGCCGUGUUUACAGGCAAUUUUUUGUAUUCUAGAUUUAAAGCGAUAUAAUGAUAUUAUUAAUUAAUUAUAAUUAAAUUAUUAAAAUAAAACAAGCAAAAUAUUUUAUCAAACAAAGUAUAACAGAAUUAAACAUGGAACAAUUCGGCUGGUAUUCUCGAGGUUUCUUGGUGAUUUGUCUUCUUCAAAUCGGAUUUAUUGCCCCCUCACAGCAACAACUCAUUCCAUAUGGCACGCAACAAUUUUUCGAAUAUCAAAAUAAAGUUUCCGUGACUGAUCUCCACAAUCUCAAUUCCAAAGAUACAAUCUCAUAUACACUAACUCUAACUGCUACCGUACGUUCAAUAUGGCAUCGUGAUACAACUCAAUUGCUUUUAAUAACUCUUCACAAACCAAAAAUCCGUACCUCGAAUGAACAGCAAAAUGUUCCAAAAAUAAUCGACAAACCUUACUAUGUGGUUGUGGAAGAUGGUAAAGUAAUUGAGUUAUUAGCUGAUCGCAGUCGAGAUGCAUAUCUAUUAAAUCUACGACGCAGCAUUGCAAGUUUCUUUAAUUUCCAUUAUGAAAAUGGUCCUGUACCAGAAAUUGAUGUCUCCGGUGAGUGUAUUGCCUUUUACUUGGCCAAAUCGUCAACAAAAUAUGAAAAAAUCAAAUCCGAUUGCAGUAAUUGGGAUCUCAAAGUUACCUAUAGAUCGGAACUUCCAUUAGAUAUAGAAGUUAGUCUUCCUUCAGGUGUGGAUAUGAAACCUUCGCUCAAAAUAGAAUAUGAUUUAGCUCAAGAUGGUAGUUUGCUUAAAUUACGAUCUCAUGAAUCACAUUCCAUAGCAUUGCAUGCUAAACCAGACGCUGGCAGUCGUGUUGAAUCGGAAAUUAUUCUUAAGCAUGUUGCUGGUUCAGCUGUUGGGCAGUUAAAGUUUGACACUUUGAAUGAUACUAUUUCAAGUUUGGAAGACUUUAGAGCCUAUGAGAUGCCAGCAGAGGUGGAUGGCCAAACGAGUGAAAUAAAAGGAAUAACGCUCGCUGGAGAAAUAUCCGCUCACAAAAAUGAACUGACCGAAGAAAACAUUGGCAAAGAAUCCACAGCUCUUCUUUUAGUUAAACUCCUGCCUCUUGCAAGAAUUACAAACACUGAAGAAAUCAUUAAGAUUCUUGAAGCUCAUAAAUCGAUCAGAAGUCAAAUAAUUGAUCUCCUUGGAGCAACACAAACAAUCCACGCCCACAAUGCAUUUUUCAAAGUCUUCAAUAUGGAAAAUAAAGAAAAUGUAGACAUAAUAGAGAAAUAUCUUCAAGCCUUGUCAGUGGGUACUCAUCCAGAUAGAGCAAUCAUUGAAGAUCUAUUUGCAAAAAUUAAUGGUCAGACAAUAGAAGACUCCAAAUUAAAAGACACCCUGAUUCAAACAACAGCUUCGUUAGCACGCCAAUCAACUUUUGGCGAAGGUGAUGAAUUGGUAUCAAAAAUAAGAAAGUAUCUCCUUAACGAGCUGACAAUAAAAUGCACCUCCACUGAAUGUAAAACGCAGUACAUUCGUGCUCUUCAAAAUCUCCAAGAUAUCACCACUGUUCCUGUCCUUCUUAAACUUGCCACCGAAGGUGAUGUUAAGGUUUCGGUUACAUCAUUGCAAGCUCUACGUAGUUUCCCCAUCAAAUAUUUCUCAAAUGAAGAUAGUAAAAUCUUUGAGUCUAUAUUCUUUCAAACCAAGAAAAAAUAUGACUCUAGUGCGAGAACAUUGGCACUUGAUAUAAUUUUAGAUAUGAAACCAAAUAAAGAACAACUCGGUCAACUACUUAAUUAUUUAGGUUCGAAUGAUCGUCAAUUCGAAGUUAAGACUUAUCUUUUGCAAAAACUUCGAAUGAUUAGCGAAAAGUGUCCCAGAUUUACGGCACUUCUCAAAGUUUGUUUAUCGGAAAAGCCAGCUAUCAACAAUUAUCAUGUCAUCGGACAAAAGGGUCUAACAACUGCAUUACAUAGAGUUUUAACAAAGAGUCCGGCAUUUAAUGAAAGUCUACUUAGUAUUCAGGAAAUAAAUCAAGGUGUAUUGAAGAGAGGUAGUGUGGAAAUGAUUCUUGGAGCAGGACGUGAACAAAUUAGUACUUUUAAGCUCGGUAUUUAUACAAGUGGAUUAAAUUCUUUUGUUGGAGAGUCCAGCAGCGAAGAAGGAGUUGGCGAUGAUGAAGAAGAAGAAGAUAGUCCAGUGACAGCUGGUAUGGAAAUAUCCGUUCAAGGUGUUCUUUUGCGUCCACUGGUAUUUUUCAAUGGCCAAACUGAAUUAAUGGGUCAUGUAUGGAGUGGUACAGCAUCUGAACCAACUCCAGCAUUUCUCGCAACGACUUUGGUUCAAGAUCAUGAACAUUAUGUGAUGUUAUCGAGUGGUUCCACUGUGUAUCUGCAAGUGUUGGGUGCCAAAUCAAUUGAUUUGAAUGGUCAAGUGCAAUUCAGUUUGUGGAAUCGUAAUGCCCAUACAGAAAUCAAUCAGAUUGCUGGUACUGGAGUAGUUGGUUCGAUGGUUGUGGGAACAUCGUUUGCAAAAUUAGAAAAUAAAUUUUCACUUACAACAGAGCCAAAGAUAAGUCUUAUUGCUGAUAGUGAUUUCUAUUCAGAUAUGAAACUUUGCAUUCAAUUAGGAAGACCAGAGAGUUCAUUAUGGCAUCAACAUAACAAAUCCGUUAUACUAACAGAUGAAUCUCCAUAUAGCAAAAAAAUUACUUCAAAAGUGGAACACAAAUUGCCUGGAAGUACAUUAGCUUUAAAUCAGAAAAACAAUGAAAUGUGUAACAUGAUCUUUCCAUCGUAGUAAGAACACAUAUAAAUUUAAAUGAAUAGUCACAAAUACACAAAAGUAGAUAGAACUUCAAAUUCUUCCUCUCUUAGUUGUUAACAAUUUAUACACAGACAAUUUUUAUAAAUACAGCAUUAUCGAACAAAUUUUUUUUGAUAAUUAUAUUUUUAUAUAUUGAAAUAAAUAAUUUAAAACAAAAUUUUAA
Molecule: messenger RNA, 3052 nt
Organism: Episyrphus balteatus (marmalade hoverfly)
Lineage: Eukaryota; Metazoa; Arthropoda; Insecta; Diptera; Syrphidae
Gene: Mtp
Product: microsomal triacylglycerol transfer protein
Exons: 7
Coding region: 205-2862 (885 amino acids)
Biological process (GO): lipoprotein metabolic process; lipid transport
Cellular component (GO): basolateral plasma membrane; Golgi apparatus; endoplasmic reticulum
Molecular function (GO): lipid binding
Source: RefSeq, a predicted model, not a curated record